GACGAAGACUAUGCUAUACGUUUUGGUGUAUGUGUUUGUUAUUUUAUUUAUUUUAUUCUUCUUGUUGUUGUUAAAGUGUCUCGCAUUUCGUCUACAUCUUUCCAUAAGAAGCAAUAAUAACAAAACAAAAUCCCAAAAUUCUUAUGCACAGCCAUUGUCAUAACCCUUAUUUACGGUUAAUUUAGUUUAAGUUCGGUGCCAAAACAACUCUUUCAUAGGUCACAGAGUGUUUAUGUGUGUGAGGUGAGUUGCCAGAGAAGAGAGAGGAAAAUACGCGCCAAUCCAUAACAAAAACAACACAACACAAACAACAAUGGUGUCAAUAAAGCUAUUAACUACAUAACAUGUGUUUCCAUAUUUCAUGUUGAUUAAACAAUGUACAGAGCAAAUGUUGACAGCAGAAGAAAAGCGGCUAUUAUUCUUCAUUUGAGGGGGUGAAGUUAUAAUGAAAAAAUACUCUCUUUUUUUCUAGGGUCUCUUUAGGGGCUGUAAAGCAUUUGGGAAUAUUCAGCAUAUUGAAGUGUUUAUUUACUCUCUAACCCCAAAUGGCUCCACCGCGCGCUCGCUCUCUCUCACGCUCAAGCAUUUUCAACAGUACUCUUGUCAUAUAAAAAUACGUUAGGCAAAAUCAGCAGCGACAGAGAUAAAGUCUACUGUUAUUUAUAUUUGUAUUAAGGUUUUUUUUAAUCUUCUUCUUUUUAACAAAAACAAAAAAAAAACAAUAACAAAUAAUCAUGCGGAUGAUGAUAACAUUUGCUGUGUUAAAGAAGAAGCAGCAGCUUGCAUAAAUGAACCCAAACAAAAGCAUCUAUAACAAGAAGAAGCAUAGCAUCAAUUCACUACAGCCGCAUCUACAACACAUAGGCAGGUCCUCUCACCCAUCUAAAUGAGUUAUGCUGCAUUUGUCACAUUUGCCGUUAUGAUUUUGCCACCCAUGUGAUUGAUUGAUUGUAAGUUUAUAAUCAAAUAGAAGACACAAUGAAAACUUAAGCGUCGUCGGCGUGUGACGCCUUAUCCGCCAAAAGUAAUGUCAGGUCGGUCAUAAAAGCAAGCAGAAAAAAAACAUGGAUAAAAGCAAAAAAAUUAAAAUCAAAAUAACUUACAUUUGAUAAAAAGAAAAACAAGAAAAAAGUGUCAAGAAAAGUGGAAGGCAAAAAAGUUUAAGGAGAUUUGCAACAAAGUGUCUGGCAGCAAAUGAAUUGAAAAUAAUUCCCCGAAAAAUAUUCAACCAGCUGGAAAAAACAAGAAAAUAAUUCAAAAGUCGAAAAACAAAAUAAAUAAAAAAAAAAAUAAUCAUAAAAAAUAUAUCCCACAGCGAAUUUUCGGGAUUUGGUGCUUACGUGGUAAAAAAAAGGAAAAUUUUAAAAUAAAAUUAACGCCGACGGCAUUCGAAAAAUCAACACAAAACAAAAAAAUACAAAAAUGAAAGCAACAAAUAAUUUUAAGAAAUAGUGCCAAAUAAUCGGAAAAAAUUUCAAUCAAUAUAAAAAUAACAUAUGGGCAAAAAGGAGAAAUAUAAGAUAAUGUAAUAAAGGCAAAAAAAUCGAAAAAAUUUUAAUCAAUUAUUAAAAAAUUAUACAAUUCGAAGAAGUGCAAGUGACAAAAUCAAAAUCUAAGAAAAUGCAAGAAAAGUUCUAGCCAAGUGCAAAAAUCAAUUAAAUCUAGAAAAAAAAUGUAAUACAAUUCAACGAAUCUUUAAAUAGUGAAAAAAUAAAGAAAACCCCAGAAAAUGUAACAAAAGUGUUGUGAAUUGAGCUGGAAAAAGUGCUAACCAAAACCCCUAGAAAAAAUGCCCAACUCUGUUGACAAGUGAUCACAGCCCAAGGAUUACAACUCAUUUGGUAGAAAACGCCUUACGGGGAAAGAGAAGUGUGAGUGUGCGUGUGUGUGAAUGUGUGGGGUGAAAAAAACCAUUACUCUGCAGAACCAAGUGUAUACUCACCACCACCACUGGCAAUACACCCCAAAAAUCUCAAUCCCCGUUAUUGUUGCGUUCUUCACAACAUGACCGAAUACGUUACACCCAACAUACACACAGUGUUGAAAAAAUAUCAAACAAGUGCUCCCAAAAGUCUACAAGGUCCCGGUCAUUCGUUAGCCAAUAUAAAUUCUACGGCCAGCAGUGGCAAUAAUAACGGCAAUACCUUACCAUCAUCCUCCUCAUCGGCAGCCGCAGCAAUUCCCUUACCACUAGUGGCAGGAACUGCCCACUCAGCCCAUGUUGGUCACGUUAAUGCCGCCGUCGACGUUCCAUCUGGUUUGUGUGCGUCAGCUGCCGUACAUUGCCCUCUAGAUGUUAGUCUUGCCAACAAUGGCGGCGGUGUUGCCAAUCUAUCAACAACGGCAGAUAACCAUGGAUUGGUGGCUAUGCGUACCAGUCCCUGUGAUCUUGUUAAAGCCGCGCCUUCAAAUGCCAGCGCAGUUGGCCUCACGAAACUCUCACAGGCAAGCAACAGCAAUCCAACAACAACAGUCCCGUCAUCUUCUGAACAUCUAUCCACAGCCGCGACAAAUCCUGCCUUGCCUCUUAUAAAAAAAGAAAUAAUGACCUCACCCGAGCCUGCUCCACCACCGCAUGACCUUCGCAACGAAGGCCCCUGUGGUCCACCGACGGCGGCACCAUCAGCACCGCCUUCAAUUAAAAUCAUGCCUCCACCCCCACCAGAGGUGUCGCAACCCAUUCUCUCGGCGGCCGACACUGGUUCGGGGGAAUUGUAUGAGACCCGCCUAGAGGGCAAAACCAUAGGCUGUUUCUCUAUGGGCGGCGAGAUGCGCCUGUGCCUACCACAAUUUUUGAACAAUGUGCUGGCUGAAUUCAGUUUGGAACAAAUCAAUCACAGUUUCGAUGAUUUGGGCAUCUUCUGUUCCCAGUGUACCCCGGAACAGCUAUUGGAAUUUAAGGCAGCCAAAAUAUUACCUUCCGACGUCAAAUCGAGCGGCUUAAUAACUCGCACCGAUGCCGAACGCCUAUGUGCCAUUCUCUUGCAUCGUUCCGAUCGCAAUAGCUACAUCAAUGUAGAAGAUAUACCCAAGGGUGCUAUUUCCUUUAAGGUCUACCAUCGUUGCUUUGGCAAAUGUGAAGGUAUUUGCACGCCCGAUAUGUACUCAUAUCAGAAGCCCACUUGCAUAAUGUGCCUGGAGUGUAGGGGUUGGUUUUCGCCACAGAAAUUCGUCGGCCAUGUGCAUCGUGAGGUGGAGAAUCGCACCUGCCACUGGGGUUUUGAUUCACGAAAUUGGCAUGACUAUUUGCAUGUGGCCUUGGAUGUGGAAAAUCGCGAAAAAUAUCAAAAGACCUUGGAUGAACUCAAGGAGGUGGAGAUAAAGGAGCAGCAGAAAGCAUUGCAGGAGAUCAACUAUUUAAAAAGAAAGGUAAUUCUUCUUUCUUUCAUAGCCAAUCCCAUUCAGGCCGAAAUGCAUAUGGACCACUCACUAUUAGUGCCAUCUAUGGGUCUGCCGCCUCCACCCCACCAGCUCUUGCCGCCUUCUAUGGUGGGGGGCAAGCAUCGAGCCGGCGAUCAACUGGACAUUCCAACGACCAAGAAGACCAAAGGCCUGGUGGAUGAUGCCGCCUAUCAGCUGGACUAUCAGCACUAUCAAUCGCUAAUGUUUGUCCAUUGUGCCCAACAGCAGCGUAUGGCUGCCGCAGGUCAAAUGUCGGCCUUUCGACCUUGGCCACAGCCAAAGAAUUUCAUGCAUGCCUACAAUGCGGCCACUGUGGCUGCCUUGUCUAACCUGCCCUAUUUGAGUCAGGAACCACCGGUGCUGCAAAAUCCCGAGCGUGUGGUACGCAGCACGGAUCGUGAGCGUUUUGAGCGUACCUUUCAGCCCAAUGUGGCUCUGGCUCCCCGCAAAACCCUGCUGACGCAAGAGCGUGAAAAGGAGCAAAGGGAAAUGCGAGAGAGGGAACGCAUGGAGCGUGAAAGAGAAAGGGAAUUGGAACGCAUGCGCGAAAGAGAACGCGAACGAGAGCGAGAACGUUCGAGAGAACGUGAAAGGGAAUACGAGCGUGAGAGAGACCUGCGAGAGAGAGAAUUGGCCAAAAAGCAUCAUUUGCAAAUGCAGCAGCAGCAGCAGCAGCAGCAACAACAGCAGCAAAUCAAACAACAACAACAAGCAGCACAGGUUUCCAAUUUGUGUGAGGCCGAUAUACAAAUCAAACAAGAACGCGCCCCCACACCCAACGAAAUGAGCAGUAGCCCCACACCCCCGCCCCACAACACUCACCUGCAGCAGGAGGAGGAACGGCGCAGCAAUAGCAGUAGCUGCAGUCGGCCCAGGCCACCUUCUUGCCAAGACGAUGAGGCCGCCAGUGCAGCGGCCACCGACGCACCCCUAAUGUCCCCUCUCUCCUUGAGUCGUACAAAAGCCUUGGCGGCAAAUCACCAUUUGCCCCAUUUAGAUAUGCAAACGAGAAGACUUUCUUUACAAAACACCUGCACAGCUUCAAAUUCAUCAACAGCAUCUUCGGCCUCAGCUUCGGCUUCGGCUUCGGCUUGCUCCACAACAACGACACCCACAACGCCUCCUGCCCCCAAGCCUCAUCAUGUUAUCCCGCCAAAUUUGCCUGCAAAUCCCCCCAGCCAAGCGCAACUGCAGAGAGCUGCCACCACUGCUGCGGCGGCUGCCAGCAACAACACCUCAUCACCCGCAAACCGAACAGCUACACCCCAAAGCUAUUUAAGACAAUCACCUUCGCCAAAUCGGCGCUGCAAUAGUGCUACAUGUACAAAUCCCCGUAGUCCCGCGGAAUUUGGUGGUUCCAAUGAAAUCACCUCUUCGACAUCACCUUUGCCACAGCAACAACAGCAUAAUGCACAAACAAUUAUUGCCACGGUCAAUCAUCACAACAAGCUGCUGCCCUCUAUGGGACAUCAGCAGCAGCAUCAUCAUCAUAAUCUGAGCAGUGCAGGACAUCACAACGAAAUGCCCGGUCGCAUACGCAUCAGCAAAAAUCUGAUCAAUCAGAAUAACAUCAUACGCUCACCUACACCUCCCAGCCAUCAUAAUGCAGCUACAGCAGCAGCAAGAACACAUCCACAUGCACAACAGCAACAUCAACAACAGCCUGGAGGUCCCAACAACCCAAUGGCAGCUCAAACAAAUCAACAACAGCAAUAUGAGUUUUACAAACAAAAUCAGCGCUUCUAUCAACAACAUCAUCAGCAGCAUCAUCACCACCAGCAGCAGCAACAACGUCAACGCCAUCAAAGCCCACAGCCUGCACAGAAUCAUAAUCAUAACUCACCAUCACAGUCUUCCAAUGCGGCGAAUACAACUUCCGGAUUAAAUCUAACCACAAAUGCUGCGGCAAAUGCCACGACAAUAGAAGGCGGCCCCCCUGCGCCCUCCCCCAAUGCGACGGCAAAUUUAGACAAUUGCCUUAAGGCACCCCACAAUCUGAGAAUGCCGCCUCAGUCGAUGGCGGCCAGCGCCUUCAUGAGUCAACAGCUACACCAUCACAAUCACCACCACCAGCACCAGCACCAGCAACAACUGCAUCACCAGUACCACCAUCCAUUGGCCAAUGGACGCCGCCUGCCUGCGAUGGCCAUGAAUUGUGAAUUUGAGCUGUCGACCGACACCGACGAUGAAAGUGUCAACGAUGGUGAGCCCGAUAGCAGCAACUCGCUAACACCCUGGGAAUUGGCCAUAGAAGCACUGCGUGACUCACGACCCAAGGAAAGAGAACGUCUGCUGAAUAUGCUGCAGCGUGUGCUCAAUGAGAAUCAGCACUACCGCGUGCAGAAUCGCCAGCUGAAAGAACUGAUCGAAGUACGAAACGAGGAGAUUGGCAAAUUGCAAAAUGAGCUGCAACAUUGUCAGCGACAAUUGGCCAGCCUGCAGCUGGGCUCACAGCACCCAGCCAAUCCAAUGGUAGUAACGGCGUCGGCGUCGGCGUCGGCAUCCUCUUUAGCCUCUGCCUCCGCCUCUAAUGGGGGCCUUAGCAAUGGCCUAAUCACCAAAGCUUUGCGCAAGGAAACCAUCGAUGAUGAUCAGCUGAUGUUAAGAGUGCCUCUAAAGAAAUCCCAGCGCAGGGAACCCGAAACUUUUGAAAGAGAUGAUUGUCGUCAAUCGCAUGAUAGGCAUGAAAGCUUUCAACAUCACAACAGCAGUGUAGAGGAAAGCUUUCAGCAUAACAUGAAACAUCAAAUAAAACGGGAGUUGAGUGAGUCCAUGGAGGAGGAUGAGGAAGAGGAUGAAGAGAUGCACAAUCAUCAUCGUAGAUCGCCUGUACAAAGUUCUCUUCGAACGCCCGUCGAAAGCUCUCAACGCUUAAAUACUGGUGAACACAACAGCCAUCAUGACUCCUCAGGCUCUGAGUCCGAACAAGAAGAACAUGACGGCGCAGCGCCAAGUUGUAAUAAUGCCCAUGGGGAAUUAGAUCAGGAUGGCGAUACAAAAAUGUCUUCCCCCAAAAGUCCAAGGGAGCGAUCUCAAAGUGUUGAAAGCUUUAAAAAGCUUUUAGGCUAUCAACCAAAAGCCUCUUCCAUGGCGGAUAGUGAGGAUGAGGAGCAGCAGGAAGAGGAGGAGAGGUCAGGAAGUCCCAAGAGAGUGAAAAGUGAGAAUAAUCAGGCAAGUGAAAGUGAAGAUGAGGCUGAGGAGCACAAUAAUGGGCUUAGGGUCAAUCAAGGCCAACGUGAUGAGCCAGAUGAUGAAGAUGAUGAGGAGGAGGAGGAUGAAGUUGAUACCCACAAAAGAGUGCAAGCCCCUCACAGCAAUGCUUUGAAUACACCUCCCACGGCCACCACUCCCUUGUCCCCGGACUCUGCUGCCACUGCAGGCCAGUUAUUUGACAGCAGCAACAGCAGUGAUGAGUCUUCUAUGAAAAAAGCUCAAAUGUCUGCUUCAAAUGCUUUGGCCAAAAUGAAUGCCGAAACCAAUGAUGGCGUUGAAGAUGAUGAGGUGACGGGCGCUGGCGAGAACUCAAGGUCCCAUAAUCAAAUUGUUGACGAUUAUGAGGAGGAGGAGGAGGAGGAAGAGGAUGAAGACGAAGACGAUGAUAAUACCCAGCAAACACUAAAGACAAGAAAACAAAGCUCCAUUUCACAUUCGGCCGACGAAAGCUCGGAGGAUGAAGACGAUGCGGAUGUAGAUGCGAAUGCGGAUGCUGAGGAUAAUAGGCAUUUGAGAAAAACUUCCCAACAUUUGCAUUUUCGUGUGGAGAAAAGCUCUUCGGAUACAAUGACGCCUGCUAACAAUCACAUACAUAGAAAUAGCAGCAGCAGCAGCAACAACAACACCAAUACCACUACAACAACGGUUGUGUUGGCCACCAAGGCCAGCAAGAAAUUAACGCCAACAACGAAUAAUGAUAUAAAAAUCAAACAGGAAUAUCUAUAAUUAAAGCAACCACAAACUGAAAUGUGCCGAUAAAUGUGUUUAGAAAUCUAAGUACUAUAUAAAUCAGAAAAAUCCCAAAUCCCCCCUUCCCCCCUACAAACUUAUGUCUGUCAUACUUCCUUUAUAGGUUUAAACAUGCCGCUAAAACCACUAAGGCUGUGUAACACAAAGUAGAGGCUUUCGUUGGCUUUUUUAAUGGAAAACAGCUGAUGUUAUAGUGAGAAAACAGCUGAUUUUAAAAUGAAAGAACAGCUGAUUUGCAUUGAUGCUGCAAAUAAGAGGAAAUAUAACAUUGUGGGUUUGCCUGUUUGGCAAUAAAUUCUUACAGCCUUAGACCCACUAAGUCGAUCUAACGAAUCCACAGUGGCUUCGGAAAUACGAAAAAUUGGAAUUACGUCUAUUGAUGAGAGUAACAGAUUGAUACUCUAAACUUCAGGGUCCAACGUGGUCCGAGGGACAUUCAAUGUUGGUCAAAUCAAAUCUAAUUUUGUUAAAACUGUGCUAGGAGCUUUUGUGGUCCGAUUUUAGAAAAAUCAAAAUAAGCCUGUAUUAUUUUAUGUUCGCCCGAUUUUGAGAAAUGUUGCAAUAGGGUUGUCAUUUGUCAA
Stomoxys calcitrans (stable fly) is the source of this 7946-nucleotide messenger RNA. RefSeq names its product protein split ends (gene Snoo). Lineage: Eukaryota; Metazoa; Arthropoda; Insecta; Diptera; Muscidae. The record is from RefSeq and is a predicted model, not a curated record. The coding region runs from base 2005 to 7341 and encodes 1778 amino acids. The transcript is spliced from 3 exons. Gene Ontology annotation, molecular function: DNA-binding transcription factor activity, RNA polymerase II-specific; RNA polymerase II cis-regulatory region sequence-specific DNA binding; SMAD binding. Gene Ontology annotation, biological process: negative regulation of BMP signaling pathway. Gene Ontology annotation, cellular component: nucleus.